This is a messenger RNA of Cylicocyclus nassatus, 528 nucleotides long. Lineage: Eukaryota; Metazoa; Nematoda; Chromadorea; Rhabditida; Strongylidae. The record is from the annotation of a GenBank genome assembly.
AUGACUUUGGAAAAUUAUGAAAGGGCGAAGGAGUACUUCGAAGCAGCGGAAGCUAAGCUCCAAGAAGAUUUGGAGGGAGAUCUGUGCGAUUCGAAACUUUCUUCCUAUGUCAUCACUAUGAGAUACAACCUCGCUAGAUGUUUGGAACACUUGUGCUUGUUCGAAGACGCUGAAGUUUUAUACAAAGGCAUUUUGAGAGAACAAGAAAAUUACACGGAUUGUUAUCUUCGUCUCGGAUGUCUUGCACGCGAUCGAGGGCAGAUUUAUGAAUCAUCGGUGUGGUUCAAAGAAGCGAUGUCCGUUGGGAAGGAAGGAUCGGUUAUCAAUGUUUACUCUUUAUCCUGUCGAUUAAGCUCAAUGGCUGGUCACCUUCCAGCUUGCGUCAUUGACAAUGGGACGGGCUACACAAAAUUAGGCUAUGCUGGAAACUGCGAACCUCAGUUUAUAAUCCCUUCGGCCAUCGCUGUAAAGGACAAAAUAGCCAGUUCGAAUGCAGCCGCUCUUCGUUGGAAUACAUCUACUGGAUAA